AGCUUAGGCUUCCCACGUCCAGAGCACGUCGGAAGGAACGAUCUCUGCUGAACUCAAAAACACGGGGAGCACUCUGACGCAAGGAUCCUCGCUGCAGUCACUUUCAGCCACUCGGCCCGGUCACAAUCCCACCUGGAACCCAUGAACUUCACUGACAGAGCCUCACAAUGACAGAGGAAGCAUGCAGGACACGAAGUCAGAAACGAGCGUUAGAACGUGAGAUAACGCAUAACGAUGUGGACAGUAAAAAAAUAAAAAUGGAGAAAGGACUAUUAGGAGCAGAUAUAAAUGCUGAAGGCGACAUGAAAAUAAAAACAGAUCCUGGAGCUGGAAAAGUGCAAGGAUUAUUAAAAAGUGGAGAGGUGAAAGCAACCAUCAAAGUGGAGGUUCAGACGGGAGAUGAGCCUGUGGACAUGAGUACCUCAAAAAGUGAAAUAAAGAGAGAAAAGAGAGUCCCCUCACCGGACGUUAUAGUGUUAUCUGACAAUGAACCUUCUAGCCCUAGAAUGAAUGGUUUAACAAAAAUAGCAUUAAAAGAGACCAACACAGAGGCACUCAUGAAAAGCAGUCCAGAAGAACGUGAGAGAAUGAUUAAACAACUAAAAGAAGAGUUACGGUUAGAAGAAGCAAAGCUUGUUUUAUUGAAAAAGUUACGGCAAAGUCAAAUCCAGAAGGAGACCACUACUCAGAAGCCUGCUGGUUCCUCUGGGAGUGCUGUGGCCACCCCUCCGCCCUUGGUGCGGGGACCGCAGAGCGUUCCUGCUGGCAAGCCGUCCCUCCAGACCUCUUCUACGCGUAUACCAGGCACUGUUAUUCCUCCUCCCUUGGUCCGUGGAGGGCAGCAGACUUCUUCAAAAUUGGGAACUCAGCAAAACACGCAGAUAGUAAUGCCACCUCUUGUCAGAGGAGCACAGCAAAUCCACAACAUCCGACAGCACUCCAGCACGGGGCCGCCUCCGCUGCUGCUGGCACCGCGAGCAUCGGUCCCCAGCGUACAAAUUCAGGGGCAGCGAAUUAUCCAGCAGGGUCUGAUCCGCGUCGCCAACGUCCCCAACACCAGCCUGCUUGUCAAUAUCCCGCAGGCCUCGCCAACUUCAAUCAAAGGUACAACCGUGACAUCCGCUCAGGCUAAUGCUACUACGACCAGCGCCGCUUCCAUCGUCAACUCCAACGACUCGCCGGCCAGCCGGCAAGCCGCUGCCAAGCUCGCUUUGCGGAAGCAGCUGGAGAAGACACUGUUGGAGAUCCCUCCUCCCAAGCCGCCUGCACCAGAGAUGAACUUCCUGCCGAGUGCAGCUAAUAACGAAUUUAUUUACUUAGUCGGGUUGGAAGAAGUUGUGCAGAAUUUGCUGGAAACUCAAGGUAAAGUUUCAGUUGCUGUAUCAUCUCGUGAGCCCUAUAUGUGUGCUCAGUGUAAGACUGACUUCACCUGCCGUUGGAGGGAGGAAAAGAACGGAACCAUUAUGUGUGAAACCUGCAUGACAUCAAAUCAGAAAAAGGCCUUGAAAGCUGAGCACACUAACCGACUGAAGGCUGCCUUCGUAAAAGCACUGCAGCAAGAGCAGGAGAUUGAGCAAAGGAUACUGCAACAGACUGCGUCUCCUGUACAGACCAAGUCAGACCCUAUAGUGCAGCACCACUCGCUCAAGCAGACUUCUAGCCAGAUGUCUCGAGGUCCUCCUGGAGCUCCGCGAGGAGUGUUGCAUGCAUUUAGCCAGUCACCCAAGUUGCAGAAUGCAUCGUCUGCAGCAGCACUUGGGAGUAGGCCAGGUAAGCAUGCUGAGAGACCUGUCAGCAAGGGCAGCGCUGCCGCCUGGAAGAAGACUCCCAUCAAUACAGGUGGGGCUUUACCUUUUGUUAACCCUAGUUUAGCUGUGCACAAGUCGUCUUCAGCAGUAGACCGCCAGCGUGAAUAUCUCCUGGAUAUGAUUCCCCCACGGUCCAUCCCACAGUCUGCCACGUGGAAAUAAUGCAGAGGAACGCCUGAGAGGAAGACUUUUCCUGUUUCUGCCAUCCUUUUUAUACCACAAUUACAGUGGAAUCUGCUUUAAUCCCAGCUGGAUAUGCCCCAGGCUUUAUAGGAUGCAAGAAGACCACUCCUCAUCCCAUCGAGUGCUGCUGUCCCUGCUAUGAGAAAAUGACACCGCGUGGGUGGGAAAGACUUGAGCUCAUUUGGUUAUCAGAUUCUUAUGAUUGACUGAUGAUGAAGGCUGUCAGGGAAGGGGAAGAAUUCUUCUUUUUUUUUUUUUUUUUUUUUUUGGCUUUAUGUAUUUAGUUUGGAUUUUUUUUGUCACCAGCACAAAAGGAGGACUAAACGACUCUCUGCCUUCGGUUUCUUUAUUAAUAACUACCCAUUCACCAGGAACAUGGUGUUCGUUCGCGAUCGAGCAUGGAUGUCAGUUCAAGGAGAGAGGAAUUUCAACCCAAUCUUGCAGAUGCAUUUAGUGAGCCGAGUUUCACGUUUGCUUUUCUUCCCUGCCCCUCCUCCAGCCAGGAAGGCAGUCUACAGAUUAUAAUGAUUCAAAAUCUUCUGAUGAUGAGCUAAUGAUAAAUAAGUGCAAACUCAAAUUCCAGUUGAGUAUGUUUUGUUGUUUUGUUUUGUUUUUUUUUCCUAAGGGACUGGCUGCCACCAAAACUUGUCUGGUAGAUGGGAACCAGUGCAGGAGUCUCUCACUUUUGUUGGAUUCUGUUUUGAAUAGACUUUGAACUGUUGGUAGUCUAAAAUCUAAUUUACUGAAUAGACAAAACCUUUGUUCAGUCUUUCUAAUUCAGCGAAGAGCAGUUGGGCCUUUCAUAUGUUCCCAGAGACUUAAAAGUGAAACUGUUUUUGAUUAUUUUCUUUUGGAGGGUUUUUUGUUGUUGUUGUUUUGAGCAAUUUUACUCAAAAAAGAAAAAAGAAAAAAAAAAAAAAAAAGGAAUUCCAGAAGCUGCACGCAAUCAGAAAGGGCGAGUGGAGGGGGCAGGGGACCGGGAGGCUGCCGCCAGGUCGCAGGCUCCUUCCUCUGCCGAUACCUGCCGAGACGCGGCCGUUCCUGGUCCGUGCUGCGGCGGACAAUGACCGUGCCAGCACGUGUUGGGCACGUUGGGGGCAGGACUGCCUACCCUGAUCCCUCUAGAGCUCCGUUCUUCCAGGCGUACCAAGCAUGCUCCUCUGUCCAUCACUUCAGUAUUUCAUUUUUGAUAGAGCUUUAGGUAACCCUGCUUUAAGGACAGGUUUCUACGUGGUUUUAAUAUAUUUUGGGAAUUCCACAGGUUAAACCCAAAUCUAUCAGGUCCAGGUGGUGGUUUUUUUUUUUCUUUCUCGUCAUCUUCCCUCCUUCUUCCCUGUGCUUCUCCCAAAUUAAAGUUGAAUUCAAGUGGCAGAAAUACAUGCCUUACUACUUAUGUUGCAUAUCAGUACUAGAAGUAGUGCUGAUAAGAAUUAUUUGCAAAAUUAUAUAUAUAUAUCUAUAUAUCUAUAUAUAAAAGAAAAGGGGGGGAGGGGUUACUAUUCAGUCUAUGCUGAAUCUAUUUUCUUAGCAGUUGCUGUUAGAUCUAACUUUAAACCAAUAACUGUAUAGGGUUGUCCCCCUUCCAGAUCUAACAUCGCAUAGUGAAAAAGAAAACUCGUUCAUUUUAGCCCCUCUUCUGUUGUGUGAAUAUCAGUAUUUAGAUACUUUGAAAACUGUUCAGUAGGAUAGAAAACCUAGUUUUGCAAAAUGGUAUUUGUUGCUGUAUAAAGCCCUAGAAUUUCAAUUUGACUUUGUUUUUUGUUUGUUUUACAAAUGUAUAUUAAGAGCUAAAUGGGGAUGAGAGGAAUUGGUUUGAGUUUUGAAUUUUUCUUUUCAUUCCAAGAUAUUUUGGAUUGGGAGAUGUGGAGAGAGAAAUUGAGUGCAUUUUAUUUUUGCACUUUGAAAUAUUAUGGAAGAGUUUCAGUUCCUUACCUGCGUGGAGGUUUUUUGGGGUUUUUUUUCCUCUCUUCUGACAAAUGCCUGCAUUAUCUCAUCAUUGAUGCAAAUGUCUAGCCCUGUUAAAUCACCUGGGAAGAGUGCAUUUGUUCAAAAAGAACAAGCAAAACUUCUCAAACUAAAAUUCAAAUGCCUUUUUGGGAAGCCUGGACAACUUCACAAUUUCUUUCCAGUGUUGGGGUAGCUUCAGCUGAUGCUGGAAGAAAAAGGGGAAUGGAAAGAGGGGCAGAAGUAUUCAACUUGCCUGUUUCAAAAGCGAUGUCAAAACCUUUUUGGAUACUGCCAGUUCAGUACAGCAGCUCGUAAAUAUUAAUUUCAGCACAAUGGAUAGGGGAGACUCAAAAUAAGCCUUAAAAUAAUUGAGAAGACUUAUUUUAAGAUUUGGAACUGAAAAUAAAAACGAGUUUGCGUGUACUGUCUUACAAACCUUGCUCCCUCAGCAAUGCUAGACCGCAGUCUGUCUUCGUUUAAUGUAGAAUAAAACCCCACAAAUAUUAGCUGAAGUAUUGGGGUAGAAUUAUUUUGAAGGCUGUGUAAGCGAACAGAAAAUAUUACACGGAUAUUUUGGCUGUCGGGAUUCAAACCAGUUUUGACAUUGUUUUUAAUCGGUGGUUCUUGGAGUGUUGCAGGUAACUUAGAGGAUACAUUUAUUGCAUAUGUGCUUUAGAUAAAUGCACCAGGAAAAGACUUAAGCGGUAUCCGUGUGUUAAAUGCCAGAAGGGUUGCUUCUUCCUUUGUAGUCAAAACUGCAUAUUCAGUUGAGCAGUGUUGAACUGGGCUAGUUAAGGUACCAUGCUAGGGUUAGGUAGUUGUUAAAACACUUGCUGCAGUCUUUCCAGAUCUCCUCCUCCCCAUCUGUACGUUCCCCUUCUUGCAGGAAAAAAAACCCCGAAAAACCAAGCAACAAACAGAAAAGCUCAAUUGGAUGGAAUAUUCACAUAACGGUGUUACGCCCCAAAGGUUAAAUCGUUUGGGAAUUGUGAAGGGGGGGGGGUUAGACACGCUUUUAAGAACAAAUCUUUGGUUUAUUUCUACUGCUGUCAUGUUUGGGAUUCCUGCCUCCGUAAGGGCUAUUAGUUCUGCCGCAGAGCUGUCCGAAAGUCACCUCAUCAGCCCUCUCCCGGAAAAAGACCAUUUUACUUAAAGCUCCCUCAGAACAAGAGACUGAACGUGCUGCUCGACAGUCUAGCCUGUAAAUCGGUAUCAUUCAGGUGGAGUAUCCGGCAUCGUGUCCCGUUUUCCCCGACCCUCCACUGCUUCGCUGCAAACUGCUGCAUGAGCUGGUUUGAGAUUGCUCAGAUGCUGCUUGCUUCCCCCCUCUCCUGGGGAGAGGGUUAGAGCAGCGUUGGUUCUUGCAAGCCAUAUAACCUUUCUUUGAGACGUUGCGACUACAAGAUUUUAUAAUACAGUAAUAAUGAAAAUGACUAUUGUACUUAGAUUUUAGCAACUUGUGAAAUAAACCCCGGAUUUUCAUU
Aptenodytes forsteri (emperor penguin) is the source of this 5422-nucleotide messenger RNA. It is a transcript of the gene GATAD2A, whose product is annotated as GATA zinc finger domain containing 2A. The transcript has 12 exons. Lineage: Eukaryota; Metazoa; Chordata; Aves; Sphenisciformes; Spheniscidae. Gene Ontology annotation, biological process: negative regulation of transcription by RNA polymerase II. The record is from RefSeq and is a predicted model, not a curated record. Gene Ontology annotation, cellular component: NuRD complex. Gene Ontology annotation, molecular function: sequence-specific DNA binding. Bases 168 to 1970 code for a protein of 600 amino acids.